GCAGGAGUGAAGACCCCCUUGUGGAAGAAGGAGCCGGCGGAGCCCCCGGCCACCGAAGCGGCGGCGGCCGCAGACGAGGGCUCGGAGGAAGAGGAGGAGGAGGAGGAGGAGGAGGAAGAGCAGACGGCGGCGCCGGGGCGGCGGGAGCAGAGCGCGGCGGAGGGCGAGGCGCGCGGCCGGGAGGCGGAGGGCGGCGAGGGCCGCGAGCGGGGCUCAGUGUCCUACUGCCCGCUGCGCCAGGAAUCCAGCAGCCAGCAGGUGGCGCUGCUGCGGCGCGCGGACAGCGGCUUCUGGGGCUGGCUCGGCCCGUUAGCGCUGCUCGGCGGCCUGGGGGCCCCCGCCGACAGGAAGCGGAGCCUCCCGGAGCCGCCGUGCGUGCUGGAGACUCGGCGCCGGCGUCCGCGCGCCGGGGGCUGUGCGCGCUGCGAGAUCCUUUUCUGCAAGAAGUGCAGGAACCUGCACAGCCACCCGGCCUACGUGGCGCACUGCAUCCUGGAGCACCGCGAUCUGCGUGAGGCGCGGGCUCCGGGGGGCGCGGGGGGCGCGGGGGGCGCGGGGGCCGGCGGGGGCCCCUGAGCGCCCCGCCCCGCUGCGAGCCUCUGUGCCCUCCGUCCUCGCCGGCCCAGCCUCCCCGCCACCUCCUCCUCUCCCCGGACGCGGCGCGCCCCCCUGCACCUUCCCCAGAACUGCCCCUUCCCGGACCGCCCUCCCUGCAGCGCCUCCGCCCAGCCCGCGAGCCGGCCGCGGUCGCCGUGGGCGUCGCCGCCUGUCGCCGAGCGCCCGCCCCAGGCUGGGCCCAACAUCCCCUGGAGCUGUGUGCUGCCAUUAGCGCUUCCAGAGGGCUCCCGUCCCCGCGGCACCCAGUGCCUACCGCCCACCUGGCUCGAGUCGCCUGGCACAGCCUCACAGUCCUCUGUCGGGUAGUUCAGGUCCUCUGGCCCGGUGGCAGAGGCAUCGCCUAGAGAAACUAACCCCUGGGUUCGGUCACCGCCGGGAAACCUACCCCUGCCUCUCCAAUCAUUCAAUAAACCUUGAAUCAGAA
Molecule: messenger RNA, 1042 nt
Organism: Canis lupus familiaris (dog)
Lineage: Eukaryota; Metazoa; Chordata; Mammalia; Carnivora; Canidae
Gene: PGBDF
Product: chromosome 9 C17orf50 homolog
Exons: 2
Source: RefSeq, a predicted model, not a curated record